Molecule: messenger RNA, 496 nt
Organism: Copidosoma floridanum
Lineage: Eukaryota; Metazoa; Arthropoda; Insecta; Hymenoptera; Encyrtidae
Gene: SNRPG
Product: small nuclear ribonucleoprotein G
Biological process (GO): mRNA splicing, via spliceosome; spliceosomal snRNP assembly
Cellular component (GO): U4 snRNP; P granule; U5 snRNP
Molecular function (GO): RNA binding
Source: RefSeq, a predicted model, not a curated record
AGGAGUUUGAAACCGGCACGAGCGUCGUCUGGUUUUUUUCGCGUCACAGUGCUUUUACCUUUCGAGAGGUGAAUCUUUCGUUUUUUAUACUAAUUGCAAAGUCAAACAAAUCACCAAAAUGAGUAAAGCACAUCCUCCAGAGCUGAAAAAGUAUAUGGACAAAAAACUGUCACUAAAAUUGAAUGGUGGUCGGCACGUCAUUGGUAUUUUGCGAGGCUUCGACCCUUUCAUGAAUAUGGUAGUGGAUGAAAGCAUAGAGGAAUGCAAAGACGGCACUAAAAACAGCAUCGGCAUGGUGGUGAUUCGGGGCAAUAGUAUUAUCAUGAUAGAGGCACUAGAUCGAAUAUGAUUAGUUCCAUCAUUAAUUAUUGAAGCGUUUACGGGAGAUUUAAGCUAUGUGUACUAUUUAAUUUUAGUUAAACUUAUUUUGGAUCAUUCCACUUGAUUUGCUGCCAAUCAUAAUAUGAUAAUAAAACUCUAUCUUUUUUUCAACUUA